CUCUGAUCUGCGAAGAAUUGGGCGAAGAAUUGCCAAGCCACUGACAGUCGGACACACAUCGUCGCGAAACAACCUACUUCCUUCCUUGAGAAAACACCGGAGCGACAUUUUGCACAAGUUAUUCGGAAGUUAAACAGUACAUAGCAUACGCUUUUUCAUACAAAUCACCGGCACAAAACGGAGCUUCCACCGGGUAUUAUCAGUAGGAAAAAGAAGAAGACUGGAUAGGCAUUGAGCAAAAUGGGCACGUCAUCGUUUUGGGUUGCGUCAACCCUUCUCGUUUGUUUGGCCAGUUCCGGCUGGGCUCUUUAUUCCUCGUCCGAUGAUGUGGUGGAACUGACCGCUAGCAAUUUUGAUCGGAAUGUUAUCAAAAGCGACGAAGUGUGGGUUGUCGAGUUUUACGCACCAUUUUGUGGACACUGCCGGAACCUUGUUCCGGAGUACAAGAAGGCCGCUACUGCCCUAAAAGGAGUGAUCAAGGUGGGCGGCGUCAACUGCGAGGAGGAGCAAAGCAUUUGUUCACAGUAUGGCGUCCGUGGCUAUCCCACUAUUAAGAUAUUCGGUGCCAGCAAACGAUCACCGGUUGAUUACAAUGGCCAGAGAACAGCGAAGGACAUCGCGGAAUCUGCACUGGCCGAAGCGAAAAAGAAAAUCAAGAACGUCCUCGGUGGAGGUGGAAGCAGCAGCAGUGGUGGCGGUUCGGAUAGCGGAAGCUCCGGAAAGGAUGUCAUUGAACUGACUGAUUCUAACUUCGACAAACUGGUUUUGAACAGCGACGACAUUUGGUUGGUUGAAUUCUUCGCUCCUUGGUGUGGUCAUUGCAAAAACUUGGCUCCUCACUGGGACAAAGCUGCUAGCGAACUCAAGGGCAAAGUUAAGCUAGGAGCAUUGGAUGCCACAGUUCACACCCUCAAGGCACAACAGUUUGGAGUUCAAGGUUAUCCUACGAUUAAAUUCUUUGCUGGGGGGCCGAAGGACCGUGACUCGGCACAGGACUAUGACGGUGGACGUACCUCGUCGGAUAUUGUCAACUGGGCAUUAGAAAAGUACACUGAAAACAUUCCAGCACCGGAAAUUGUUCAGCUAACUUCCGAAGAAGUUUUCUCCAAAAAUUGCAAAGAUAAACCAUUGUGCGUACUUUCGGUUCUGCCACACAUUCUGGAUUGCGAUGCGGCCUGCCGGAACAAGUACAUUAACAUGCUGAACAAGAUGGGUGAGAAGUACAAGAAAAAGCAAUGGGGAUGGCUGUGGAGCGAAGGCGGUGCGCAGCUGGCCAUUGAGAACAAUCUGGACAUCGGGGGAUUCGGAUAUCCGGCAAUGGCUGUCGUUAAUACCAAGAAAAUGAAGUAUUCGCUGCUACGAGGUUCAUUCUCUGAAGACGGUGUCAAUGAGUUCUUGCGGGACCUGUCCUAUGGCCGUGGAAAUACUGCCCCAGUCAAGGGAGCUGAGAUUCCGAAAAUCAACACAAUUGAACCGUGGGACGGCAAAGAUGGUCAACUGCCAGAGGAAGAAGACAUUGAUCUAUCGGAUGUGGACCUUGAUGAUAAGGACGAACUGUAAACGGAACGCGUUUUAGUGCCCGUUUUAGCUUUAGAUUAAACUAGAUUAAUCCAGGAGAUCAAACUUGUCACUUUUUUCAAUUCUAAUAAAUGAAAUUGGAAAACUA
Molecule: messenger RNA, 1666 nt
Organism: Uranotaenia lowii
Lineage: Eukaryota; Metazoa; Arthropoda; Insecta; Diptera; Culicidae
Gene: CaBP1
Product: protein disulfide-isomerase A6 homolog
Exons: 2
Coding region: 241-1560 (439 amino acids)
Biological process (GO): response to endoplasmic reticulum stress
Cellular component (GO): endoplasmic reticulum lumen
Molecular function (GO): protein disulfide isomerase activity; protein-disulfide reductase activity
Source: RefSeq, a predicted model, not a curated record